AUGUUGGCUGAUCCUACUCUUCGGUAUGCGGAUAUUCAAGCCUGUUGCUCUUGUCUUGGGUUUCGUGAGGGCGAUACAUACAAAAUAGAUACUGAUGCAGAAGUCUCUAUCCGCACUUUGUUGCGUUACCUACGAAAUGAAACUGCUGAAUGUGAUAUACGACGGGAACUUGGUCAACUUCGCAUUGUUUCAAGUGAUCUCAUACCACUUGUCCGUUGUUGUAACGAUAAUAAAACAUUAUUUGAGCUGGUCAUUCGUCUUCUCAUGAAUUUGACCCAACCUGCAAUUGUAUGUUUUCGUCAAGAGGUACCAAAGGAUCGUGAUCUUUACAGUGCUUAUCUUCAAGUUGAUGAUUUGCUGAGGUCAUACAAAAAAGACUUUGCAGAUGAAGAGUUGUUUCGAGUUUUGUGCAAUGUUGUAGGCAGUUCUUUAGACAAAAGUUGGGAAGAAAGAAGUGAAGAAGAUCGUCUUCUAAUUGAGCGUAUUUUGAUUCUAAUACGUAAUGUACUUCAUAUUGUUCCAGAUGUUGUCAGUGAACAGCGUACGGAUGAGGAUGUUUCUGUACAUGACCAGGUUUUAUGGGCAAUGCAUUUAUCUGGAUGGGAUGAACUACUUUUGUUCCUUGCAAAUUCAGAAGAUGAACAAAUGUUCGCUUUUCACACCCUUGAAAUCAUAUCACUAAUGUUAAGAGAACAGACACCUGAGCUUCUUGCCUGUGCUGGAAACAGAGCAGAGACUAAAUCUGAAUUGAACACUCAGAGAAAACUUAUUGAAAGAUUGAAAAUUCGGGAUGAUACGGAACGAAAGAAUUUUCUUUACGCCUGUAACCUAAGACAGGCACGAUUUGGUGGUGCUUUUGAACUGGCAAACACACCAUCUUUGAGUGAACGCCCACUGAUUUACCAUCAUGAUAUUACUCAAACAGCACAAAUGGCAACUGCAAUUUCUAAACAAUUGGACAAUGCUGUCGAUGUGGUGGAUAAUGUUGGCAUCGUAGAAUUAGAUGUAGGAAAGCGAAAGUUUCGUAAGUCUAAACAUCGUAAACCUUUAGUUGAUCGAUCGGUACAUCGGCGUUCAAUUUUGGCUGUCCAGUUGUAUCUACAGAGUUUCUGUUGGCAAUUUCUAAAAUUCUGCUAUAAUCCAAUUAUGCGCGUUGUACAAUCAGGUUUAACUCGUCAAGCUACUCAAGAGAAUGAUGAAACUUAUUUCCUUUGGGCUAUGCGAUUCUUUAUGGCAUUUUGUCGAGUUUACCGAUUUCGCUCAGACUACAUAAGUGAAACGCUUAGUGUUUCGAUUUUUCAUUGGAUAUAUGAUCAAGUAAUAAACUAUAAAGAACAUUUAGUUACUAACAAACGUGGUGGUGCUUCAAAUCAACGUGCAAUGCAAGCAGCUCGACGGUUAGAACUUGCCGUAACCUGUUAUAAAGAGUUCCUCACCUGCUUAAAUCGUAUGCUUCAUGUAACUGCUACAGAUAGAACUGUCCAACCAGAUGAUGACGAAACACAAGAUGGUGUUGAAGAACGAUUACGUUUACAAGCCAAUGUGGCGGAGUCGAUUAUUGCUAAUGUAUUUUAUGUUGCUGAAUAUCAAGAAGUAUUUCCGAGUCUACUCAGGGAUUACAAUGAAAUAUUUUUGUCCAAAGAUUAUUUGCGUGAUUUGGUUGAAGGUUCUCACUUAUUUAUAACUUUACUUUCCGACAAGAUCUGUGGUAGCAAUAAAAAAAUUAUUGUAAAACGUCGAAGAGUUCGCCGAAAAAAGAAACGUUCUUCAAAACCUAAAAAUGAAAUUCAUAAUCGUAGAGCCGUUCUAAAUCAGGAACCUGAAGCUGUGAGGAUUAGUCGUCUCAAACAACAAUGGUCUAGUCAGUUAGAAGGUCCCCUGAUAGAGAUGUUACUUGGAACAGCAUAUCAAGAGAAUCAACAGGAUGAAAGUGAUGAUGAAAUGAAUGAUACAAGACUUUUCGAUGCAACUACAGGAAACAGUGAAGAUCAACAGUUGAAAUCAGCUAUCCGCCGUGUUCAAGCUGCUUUAUUUGCCGGCUCAGCUAAAACCGCUUUAUCAAUGGCCAAAAGAAUGUGGCGUCUUUGGCCGGAGGUUGCUCCAGUUACAUUUGAGGAUGAUAAUUUAAUUAUUGAUGCUGGGCGUGCUGCAGGAUUACGGCCUGAAUGCCUGAAUAUAUUAGGAGCUUUACAUCAAAUUCAUAUGACUGAAAUAGCGGAGGAAGAAGAAGAGACAGUGAAUAAUUCGUCCUCAUCAGAUGGUAGUGAUAGUGAUGAUCUUUACAAUGAAGAACUUGGCAUUGCUGAUUCAAACGAUGAAGAAAUAGUUACAACUGAAAAAGAAGUAGUUCUAGACUUCAGUGCUUUUAUGCUCAAAUUUGUUCAUCCACGUGUAGUACAUGCCUACACUUUACUUUUGGAGAAUUACAAUGAUAAUGCGGAUUCAGUUAAUCAUGCAAUUGUACAUACUAUUCAUCGAUUAGCUGUACGAGAAAAAUUACCCGGUUGUUUUUUUCAAUUGCGUUUAUUCCGAGUAUUUCAGAAAUUUUUACAUGAUCGUGCUGUAGCUACCUCGUCAGAAUUUAAAGAAUUAGCCAAUCUCAUUAAAUAUAUUCUAAGAAAAUUCUUUGAAGCUCAAGUGAAAAAUAAUUAUAUUCUAAUUGAAACUCUUUUCUUUAAAACACCCAAAGAAAGCUAUGAAACAGUUCAAGGAUAUGGUACUUUUGAAAGCAAUAAGAAAACUCUUCACUGGACUAGUGAACAUGAUAAAGAACUCACUCAACUAUUUGAAGCUUAUCGUCAUGAUCCGGUUCCCUCUGGUAACGAUUUAGCUGAUGUACUUCUCAAACAUUUUUCCGAUUCUAGCAAAACUCGUCGACAAAUUAUUGCCAGAUUGAUUACGUUGGGCUUGAUUACAUCGUUGAAACAACUCAAAGAGAUUACAGUUCGCCUCCCCAAACUUCCUGGUGAACGAAAUCGACGUCUAUUCAAUAAUGAAGAGUCAAGUGAGUGGACUGAACAAGAAAUAGCUCGACUAAGAGACAUAGUCGAGUUGCACAAAGGUUCAAAAGAUAUGCUAACUGAAAUUAUAAACGAAAUAAAGGUAGAUCAUGAUCUAGCUGUUCAACAAUGUUUGGAACAAGAAAUCAUGGCGGAUGAAAAUCGAUUAGACAGAUAUAUUCCAGCUAUUCGUACUAGACGUGUAGUAGCUGCUAAAAUUCUUGAACUUGGUCUAGUGGAUAAUGAGGAUGAACUUAAAAAGGUUGUCUAUAAGAGGAAACCUACAAAAAUAAAAAAUGUGGAUAUGGAUGCUUCAAUAAGACCAAAGAAAGGCAAGAGCCGCAAGAAGAAGCCUUCUUCAUCAACAUCAGAUGAUGAGCAGUAUCCGAGUUCAUCACAUGAAUCAGAAGAAGUUGCAAACGUUCCACACAAUUCAAAUUCAAAACACACUACAGAGAACAGUAGUUCUGAAUAUACUAAUCAGUUCGUUAAAUCAGAUAAACGAUCUAGUCAAACGAAUCAUCUCCAAGAUGAUAUUUCUGGAACAGUUUCCCCAAACUCUGACUCAGGGUCUCCGAAAAUCCCAGUCCAAAAGAGAAGGCGUCUAUUGUCCUCAGACGAUGAGAAUAGAGACAGUCGUGAUACCUAUUAUGCAGAGUCGCCAAUUAAAGUACAACAUCCGGAGAAUAAUGAACCUGUUGGUAGUGUAUUUCGUAGAGUGCAAAUAUUAUCUUCGGACUCUGAAUAA
This is a messenger RNA of Schistosoma turkestanicum, 3747 nucleotides long. The record is from the annotation of a GenBank genome assembly. NCBI's taxonomy places the organism in Eukaryota, Metazoa, Platyhelminthes, Trematoda, Strigeidida, Schistosomatidae.